This is a messenger RNA of Scomber scombrus (Atlantic mackerel), 1063 nucleotides long. RefSeq names its product density-regulated protein (gene denr). Gene Ontology annotation, biological process: formation of translation preinitiation complex; translation reinitiation. Gene Ontology annotation, molecular function: mRNA binding; translation initiation factor activity. The record is from RefSeq and is a predicted model, not a curated record. Lineage: Eukaryota; Metazoa; Chordata; Actinopteri; Scombriformes; Scombridae. Bases 152 to 751 code for a protein of 199 amino acids. The transcript has 8 exons.
AAACAAGAAGCAGCUACCAGGCGUGCUCCAAGUACGCCAACUAAAAACCUUCUCCAACAACAAGAAUGAUUGUCUAAAAAAACAAAACAAAUAAUGCAAGCGGCUUCACUGGACACACAUCAGUUUUAAGAGAAUAAUUAGAUAAAUCGUGAUGGCUACUACUGAGAUGGAAUCGGGUUCUUCUGAGAGCAGAUCAGAGCAUGAUAGAGCGGACCCUGAUUCAAAGUACCCACUGAAAGUGCUUUACUGUGGAGUGUGCUCUCUGCCUACAGAGUAUUGUGAGUACAUGCCCGAGCCGGCUAAAUGCAGGCAGUGGCUUGAGAAGAACUUCCCCGAUGUGUUUGCCAGGAUGACUGUAGGUGAGUAUCCAAAGGCUCCCAAGCAGGAACCCGGUACUGGAGAUGCUUUCCCUGUAGGCGAGGAGGAGGAGAAGAAGAAACAGAAGAGAGGUGGAAGAGGCCAGAUCAAACAGAAAAAGAAGACUGUGCCUCAGAAAGUUUCGAUAGCAAAAAUCCCGAGAGCCAAGAAGAAAUACGUCACACGGGUGUGCGGCCUCGCAACAUUUGACAUCGAACUUAAGGAGGCUCAGCGAUUCUUUGCCCAGAAGUUCUCUUGCGGUGCCUCAGUGACAGCAGAGGAUGAAAUAAUCAUUCAGGGAGAUUUUACAGACGACAUAAUCGACGUCAUUCAAGAGAAGUGGCCUGAGGUGGACGAUGACAGCAUUGAUGAUCUGGGUGAAGUCAAGAAGUGAAGACCAAAUAUGCACUUUUACUGAAAUGGAUGUGACCUGUAACAGCGACAACCUGGCCAAAUGUACACAUUUAAGUCAUUUUAUACUUAUUUUAUUUACUGUACAUAAAAAAAAAGCUGCGGACUUGGCCACUCACUUGGCUUACUUUUUCUUUUCUUUCUUUUUUUUUUCUUUUCUUUCUUUUUUUUUUAGUUAAUAGCUGCUUUCUCUCGUUUGCCAAAGGUGUGGUAUGACGUGAAUCCCUCCCACAAAAUGUUGUUCAUUCAAACGCAAACUGUAGGCUAAUAAAUUUCAGUCUCCUUCGCCUAAACA